Opisthorchis viverrini is the source of this 2637-nucleotide messenger RNA. RefSeq lists its product as hypothetical. The record is from RefSeq and is a predicted model, not a curated record. The transcript is spliced from 3 exons. Gene Ontology annotation, biological process: G protein-coupled receptor signaling pathway. Lineage: Eukaryota; Metazoa; Platyhelminthes; Trematoda; Opisthorchiida; Opisthorchiidae. Bases 1 to 2637 code for a protein of 878 amino acids. Gene Ontology annotation, cellular component: membrane. Gene Ontology annotation, molecular function: G protein-coupled receptor activity.
AUGCCCCGGAAGUUUGUAAACAUAAUCCGAUCUCUAUAUUCACAUACUCCUGGGCGGGUGAGGGUGUAUGGUGAGCUCUCCAAAAGCUUCCCUACAAAAAGUGGUGUCAGACAAGGAUGUCAACUCUCCCCAUUCUUGUUCAACUUCGUCAUCGAUGAAAUAAUGAGGCGAACACUGGACGGUUUUCAAAACCCCGGUGUUCAAAUUGUUGCUGGCGAGAGCCUUGUCGAUCUGGAGUACGCAGAUGACAUCGCCCUCAUCUUUGAAGACCAUAGCGAAGCACAAGCCCUGUUGAAUAAACUGACCGCCAUCAUACCAUCAUUUGGCAUGCGCCUUGCACCUUCAAAGUGCAAAGUCCUGCUUCAGAACGUGCCAUCUGCGAACAUAUCCCUUACAGUUCAAGGAGAACCACUGGAGAUUGUGGAAAACUUUACAUACCUCGGUAGUUGUAUUAGCUCUGACGGAAGUGUGUCUGAUGAAGUCAGUGCAAGAAUCUCAAAGGCUCGAAUCACGUUUGCUAAUUUGCGUCACUUGUGGCGUCAAAAAGGCAUCUCACUGGAUCUUAAGGGUCGUGUGUACCAGACCACAGUAAGGGCUGUGUUGUUGUAUGGGUGCGAGAUAUGGCCUCUUCGGGUAGAUGAUGUGAGGCGUCUUCAAGUUUUCGACCACCGAUCCCUCAGAGGCGUGGCUGAUUGUGGAUGGCGCCAACGUGUUUGUAACGAGGCACCUCAAUCAGGGAAAACGUCCAGCAUCAUCGACUACGAUGGCUCGUUCAUGUUCUACGCAUGCCGAAACACCGUCUACGGAGUCAUGAUGCAGAUCGAUAGUCUGAACGCUAUAAUUCAAGAAAAGCAGAUCCAAAAUCCAACCGGUCGAACUUCUGCUAGCAUGUCGGUUCAGCCUACUGAUCAGCUGGUUGGUGUGUCAGUCAAGAAUCACAUGGAAACUGUCAUCGCGACCACCGUUAUGCUCUCACUGAUAUCAGUAGUCGGAAUCGUUGGCAACAUUUUGGUGGUGUGGGCAUUUCGCUGCCACGCUUCUCAAGGUAUCGUCACCAGUAUGCUCAUUCUGACUUUGGCGUGCCUAGAUCUUCUGAUUUGUGUCGUUGGAAUUCCAAGUACUCUAUAUUUGGAUGUGUGGUCGGGUGAGACUACUGACAUCAUUUGCCGUAUUCACAUGGCGUUCAAAGGAUUUAUUGUGCCUGUCUCGGCUUGCGUGUUAGUGUUUAUUGCGCUUGAACGGUUUUUUCUCAUCUGUUUUAUUCCCGGUUUCGAACUGAAACGUAUCCACCUGACGGUGGCUUUUAUUUCCAUGUUGUGCUUUGGAAUAAUGCUGGCCAUCCCAAUGGGUUUACAUGUGAAAUCUAGCGAAAUCGCCAAAGAUCGGGACGAACUACUUCAUUUGGCACUGCAAUCAAGUAAAACCAGUAUGAAUUCACCCAAACAGACCGCAGUCCAUAUUCCCAGACGUUGUGUGAAAGAUGACCAAUACGUUGGUGACACUAUCUACUGGUACUUUCAAGUUGUGGUCAUGUUCCUGUUUGCUUUUCUCUUCUUCAGCCUGGUGUGUAUUUACGGAGUGAUUUUCUUGUUUGUAUGGCGCCACGAAUCGCUAAUGUUCGAACGAUACGGGAAGUCAAAAUAUCGUGGCUACUGGAUCCGCAUACACGCAUCCUCCAAACAAAGCACUCAACGCCCCUCACACUCAAAACAUUCAUCGACCCAGCCCAGCAAGGAGGAGAGCGAAAGCUUGCGGAAAACGGAAGAUAGUUGCGGCAGUAGAAAAGAUCAAAAGUUGGAAAGAAUUCGCUGUGCUUGUCUGUGUGAUUCAAAGCAGGUUGAGGAGAACACAGAAACCCAGUAUACCAGCCUACGAAAUGUGUCCAAAGCGAGUACGGACUCGAACAAAAAAAUUGGCAAAAUAGUCGAUUACGAAACAAGCCAGAGAGAGUCAUACAAAGCACACAAUAUCAUUGAGUCGGCCAACUGGUUACCCGAGUCAAGCUCACCCUCUGCUAGAACGAGUAAUUCGAAUCCCAAUAAGACAUGUUGCUGGAAAUCCCCAACAUCUGUCACGAUUGUGUCCGGCAGUAAUGAAUCGGGGGACGGUGCACCACAUCCAGUAAAAAUUAAAAAUGAAGAUAUUAUCAAGAGCCCAUUUCCUAAGCAAGAAGACUAUAUAGCCCGUACAAAAUGGGCCGCACAAACGAUGGAACGGAGGCGCCGACCCCAUGUACAUGCGGCACAAACGUUUGCCCUAAUUGCCGCUGCAUUUGUCAUGUCAUACAGUCCCUAUCUCAUAUACACUUCGAUGCCCGUGACCAGACGAACUAUUCGGACGGUGCAUGAUGAAGAUCGCUGGUAUGUUCAGGUGGGGCGGGUGGCAUUCUACAUGUACUUUAUUAAUUCGGCUCUAAACCCCAUCAUUUACUCAUGUACGAACAGGCAUUUUCGGACGCGUCUUGUCGAAAUUGUAUCCCGAUUCAGAGAUAUCUGUGCUGUUUGCACUUGCAAAUCCACAAGUACGAAGGAUGACCUUGAACAAAAAGGAAAUUUAAAGCCACAGGAGAUGCAGUCCCUAAGUGGUGCACCAGACUCAACGUUUGAAAAAAGCGAACGAAAGCAAACAGAUCUGUGA